AUGCAUCCAUAUAAACACCAACUUGUAAGUAUCAUUCAUACAAGUAGCAACCACACCAUUAGCCAGUAGCACAUUACUCAUUAGAGAGAUGAAGUCCAAAAAGCUUGGAUUCCUCUUCCUUCUUCUAUGUGUACAAUUCAUAUCUAGCUUGGCUUUUGAAUCCCAAGAGGAGAAAGUUCCAAUCGAUAUGGAUGGAAAUAGUUAUGGCAGAGUAGAUGGUGUGAACCACGAUGAAAUAGUUUUGUCGAAGGGAAGUAGUGGGAAGGGUACCUAUGGUGGUCAGAAUAAUCGGCCUCCAAAUACUAAGAAAAGCCAAGCAGCCUCGAUGCUCUUAAACGAACCUGGAUACAUGCUAAAAGUCGUUAUUAGUGUGAUUGUUAUCACCAAUAUAAUCCUUAUUUAUUAACUUCUAGAUUAUGGGCUUGUACAAGAUACCAAAUCUAUUCGACUUUCGUUUAGGGUAUGUUUCUUCGGUAGUUUUCAACAGAAUGUUUGGUAUAUUGUGCUUGUAGUUUGUAUUUAUAUUUGGUUUUGGUUGAUUGAUUGUCAUAUUUAUAUUGUUAUUGUUUACAUAA
Molecule: messenger RNA, 575 nt
Organism: Helianthus annuus (common sunflower)
Lineage: Eukaryota; Viridiplantae; Streptophyta; Magnoliopsida; Asterales; Asteraceae
Exons: 2
Coding region: 89-406 (105 amino acids)
Source: RefSeq, a predicted model, not a curated record